Molecule: messenger RNA, 234 nt
Organism: Aspergillus puulaauensis
Lineage: Eukaryota; Fungi; Ascomycota; Eurotiomycetes; Eurotiales; Aspergillaceae
Exons: 1
Coding region: 1-234 (77 amino acids)
Source: RefSeq, a predicted model, not a curated record
AUGUCCUCUCCAACUAUCGCAUCAACGCCCCGGAGCCAUCCACGCGUCAUCACUCCAACAACCUACAGCCAAAAGGACAUCUUCACUGCCCUCAUGGCUUCAACUACGCAAUCCCCCAAGUCUCUCGAUGUCACAGACACAGCAAGCAACGAUGCGCAAUCACCCUCGGCAUUCGAGUAUCCACCACCGCCGCCCCCGUCCCCCGUGGAAUCCAAAAGCCCCCGUGCAUUCUAG